Messenger RNA from Durusdinium trenchii, 432 nucleotides. The record is from the annotation of a GenBank genome assembly. NCBI's taxonomy places the organism in Eukaryota, Dinophyceae, Suessiales, Symbiodiniaceae.
AUGGCUGUGGCACAGUUGUCACACUUGACAGGCUGGGGCAAGGGAUAUGGGCCCCCCUUCGGCUACUUUGGCCCUUGGGACGGCGGCAAGGGCAUGAUGAUGGGGGCCUAUGGUGGGAUGAUGAUGCCACCUAUGUUUGGUCUCAAGGGCAAGGGCAAGGGCAAAGGCAAAAGUCCCCUGAAGGUCGACCCGGCAAAGAAGGUGUGGAUUGGCAACAUUCCCGAGGGUGUGCAAUGGAAAGAGCUGCAGACUUUGGUGGACUCGGUGGUCAAGAGCAAAUGGGUGGAGAUCUUCCGCGGGAAGGGCAAGGGCACAGCCGCUGUCGUGUACGCAACACCUGAGGAGGCUGCACAGGCUGUCUCUGGACUCAACGGCCAAAGUCUGGGCGGCCAGUCCAUUGUGGUGGAUGCCUGGGAGAAAGGCACGAAGUGA